Messenger RNA from Trypanosoma brucei brucei TREU927, 1344 nucleotides. It is a transcript of the gene Tb927.3.910, whose product is annotated as gamma-tubulin. Gene Ontology annotation, molecular function: structural constituent of cytoskeleton; GTP binding. The record is from RefSeq and is a predicted model, not a curated record. Bases 1 to 1344 code for a protein of 447 amino acids. Gene Ontology annotation, biological process: mitotic cell cycle; mitotic spindle organization; cytoplasmic microtubule organization. Gene Ontology annotation, cellular component: centrosome; cytoplasm; microtubule. Lineage: Eukaryota; Euglenozoa; Kinetoplastea; Trypanosomatida; Trypanosomatidae. The transcript has a single exon.
AUGCCACGGGAAAUCAUCACACUGCAGGUUGGUCAGUGCGGCAACCAAGUUGGAUCUGAAUUUUGGAGGCAACUUUGCGCAGAGCAUGGUAUCCGUCACGAUGGUGUAGUAGAAUCGUUUGCUAGUGGCGGGGAUGACCGCAAAGAUGUUUUUUUCUACCAGGCUGACGACGACCACUACAUUCCCCGGGCGUUGUUAGUUGAUUUGGAGCCGCGAGUCAUCAACGCUAUUCAACGUGGCAGCAUGCAAAGGCUUUUUAACCCUGAAAAUGUGUACAUUCAUUCCGAAGGUGGUGGAGCAGGCAACAACUGGGCACACGGCUACGAGAUGGGGGACACAGUCCAGGAAACGCUGUUUGAUAUGAUAGAGCGAGAGGCGGAGAACAGCGACAGUCUGGAGGGGUUCGUGCUUACGCACAGUAUCGCUGGAGGAACGGGAAGUGGAAUGGGGAGCUACCUUCUCGAGAAUCUGAAUGAUCGCUUUCCAAAGAAACUUAUUCAAACUUAUAGCGUCUUCCCCAAUCAGUCCCGUGGUGGUGACAGUGACGUCAUUGUGCAACCCUAUAACAGUCUUUUGGCUAUUAAGCGCUUGACGCUGCACGCAGAUUGCGUUGUUGUACUGGACAACACGGCGUUGAACCGCAUUGCCACAGACAACCUUCACAUAUCUUCACCAACUGUCGAACAAAUGAAUGGUCUUGUGAGCACCGUCAUGGCAGCCUCAACAGCGACGCUGCGUUAUCCGGGGUACAUGAAUAACGACCUCAUGAGCAUGCUCGCGUCGUUGAUCCCUACGCCACGAUGUCAUUUUGUCUGUACAGGUUACACACCCACGACACUUGAUACAUCAAAUAUACAGUCUUCUGUGCAGAAAACUUCAGUUCACGAUGUGAUGCGGCGGCUUCUGAUGCCAAAAAACAUGAUGGUUUCAACGUCCAUGAAGAGUGGUUGUUAUAUUUCCUUGCUGAACCUUAUUCAAGGUGAUGUGGACCCCGCACAGGUGCAUCGGUCACUUGAACGUAUUCGGGAGCGCUCACCGAACUUUAUCCCGUGGGGCCCUGCAUCCAUUCAAGUUAUAUUGUCCAAGAAAUCACCGUAUUUGGACACAAGGCACCGUGUAAGUGGGCUCGUAAUGGCCAACCACACAAGCAUCAGCUCCCUCUUUCAGCGAACACUCAAACAGUUUGACCUACUGUUCAACCGUGGUGUUUUCCUUGAGCAAUAUAAAAGAUAUGGCCCCAUUAAGGACAACUUGGAUGAGUUCAAACAUUCUAGGGAUGUGGUGGAGAGCUUAGUUUCUGAGUACAAGGCAUGUGAGAGCUCCGAUUAUAUACGAAACUUUUGA